AUGGAGAAUCCUUUAAAAAAUUUUAAUUUUUUAAAUACAAACUUUGAAAGUUUUGGCUAUUUUUUUAUAAUUAUUAAUAUAUUUGUGGCUAUUAUAUCGAUAUAUUUUAUAAGAUAUAUAAAAAAAUUUCCAAAGAAAAAUUUUAAAAACACAGAAAAUUCUUUGAGUAAGGAUGAUUUUUUUAUAUAUGAACGAAAAACCGGAUUAUUAGAAAAAUUCGAUUUAAAAGAAAUAUCUAAAAACAUUUGGGAUGGUAAUUAUAAAGACAGUUGUGAAGGAAGUUCUAUAGAUGAUGUAAGCGAAAUAACUUUAGAUACAGAAUCGAGUAAUUGUGAUACAUGUUAUAACAGUGAAAAUAUAAAAAUAAAAAAAUAUCUUAAAAUAAAUGAAGAAUUAAAUGAUAUCAAAGAUGAUUUAGGUAUUAUAGAUAUAGAACUAAAAAAACUUUUAGAAAAAGAAAAAAAUCUUAAUAUUAACGAUAUAAAUAAUAUUUUGAAUUCAACAAAUUAUGAAUCUAAACACAUUGAUGAAUCGAAUAAAGUGUUUAAUAGAUCAAACAAUAUUACCGAUAAAGAUCAUACAAAAAAUGAUAUAAAUGCAAAUUUAACUAAUCCUACAAAUAUUAUAAACACACUGAGCGAUUACUCAACUAUAAAAAAAUAUUCUAUCAUAAAAGAAACUGAUAGAAGCACAGAAUCUAUAUAUAAUGUAAAACAUGAUAACACUUGUCAUGAUUUAAAAGCAUCAAACUUGGCAUCUAAUUACAAUAAUGAGAUCAAAUACAACUCGAUUGAUAAAUCUAUUAAUCAGCUUCAAAUUUAUGAGAAGAAUCUGAAUGAACACAUCAUACAAGAUUCUGUGGAAAAAGACAAUAAUCUGUGUUUGAAUCAAUUAUUAGAAACAUCAGAAAAACCAAGCAAAGUUAUCGAAGCUAGAAAUGCAAACAUAACUGCAUACAAUAUGGAUGAUAAUAAAAUAGACCAUUUAGAAAAAUAUGAACAAAACGAAAAAAUAAAAAAUGAUGAAAAUUAUAGUGAAGGAAAAGAAAAAUCAAAUAAAAAAUUGGGGGGAAAACUUAGUAAAUUUAAAAAGACAAACAAAGAAAGUUCAUUUGUUGGUUUAAUAUAUGGAUUGUUCAAUGGAAAUAAAAAAAAUGUUAAGGUAAAAGAAAGCCAAAAUGAGGAAAUAAAAAACACAGAAAAUUUUAAAUAUUCAACCAACAAAUUAAAAGACAAUAGUGAUACUAGUAUUCCCAAUACUUCGGAUGCUACCAUCGAUGCUGAUAAUGAUAAAGAAAAUCAUUCAGUUUCCUUAGAGAUAACUGACAAUGACAAAAUAUAUCAUGAAAAGUUGAGCUACUUCACAGCAAAAGCGGAAAAUAAAGAUGUAAAAAAUAUAGAUGUAGAAAAUACAGAUGUAGAAAAUAUAGAUGUAAAAAAUAAAGAAGCAGAAAAUGUAGAUGUAAAAAAUAAAGAAGCAGAAAAUAUAAAUGUAAAAAAUAAAGAAGCAGAAAAUAUAGAUGUAAAAAAUAUAGAUGUAAAAAAUACAGAUGUAGAAAAUAAAGCAGAAAAUAUAAAUGUAAAAAAUAAAGAAGCAGAAAAUGUAGAUGUAAAAAAUAAAGAAGCAAAAAAUAUAGAUGUAGAAAAUAAAGAAGCAGAAAAUGUAGAUGUAGAAAAUACAGAUGUAGAAAAUACAGAUGUAGAAAAUACAGAUGUAGAAAAUACAGAUGUAGAAAAUAUAGAUGUAAAAAAUGUAGAUGUAAAAAAUAAAGAAGCAGAAAAUGUAGAUGUAAAAAAUAAAGAAGCAGAAAAUGUAGAUGUAGAAAAUACAGAUGUAGAAAAUAUAGAUGUAGAAAAUAAAGAAGCAGAAAAUGUAGAUGUAGAAAAUAAAGAAGCAGAAAAUAUAGAUGUAGAAAAUAAAGAAGCAGAAAAUAUAGAUGUAGAAAAUAAAGAAGCAGAAAAUGUAGAUGUAAAAAAUAAAGAAGCAGAAAAUGUAGAUGUAAAAAAUAAAGAAGCAGAAAAUGUAGAUGUAGAAAAUAAAGAAGCAGAAAAUAUAGAUGUAAAAAAUAAAGAAGCAGAAAAUGUAGAUGUAGAAAAUAAAGAAGCAGAAAAUAUAGAUGUAAAAAAUAAAGAAGCAGAAAAUGUAGAUGUAAAAAAUAAAGAAGCAGAAAAUGUAGAUGUAGAAAAUAAAGAAGCAGAAAAUAUAGAUGUAAAAAAUAAAGAAGCAGAAAAUGUAGAUGUAAAAAAUAAAGAAGCAGAAAAUGUAGAUGUAGAAAAUACAAAUGUAGAAAAUACAGAUGUAGAAAAUACAGAUGUAGAAAAUAUAGAUGUAAAAAAUAAAGAAGCAGAAAAUGUAGAUGUAAAAAAUAAAGAAGCAAAAAAUAUAGAUGUAAAAAAUAAAGAAGCAGAAAAUGUAGAUGUAGAAAAUAAAGAAGCAAAAAAUAUAGAUGUAAAAAAUAAAGAAGCAGAAAAUGUAGAUGUAAAAAAUAAAGAAGCAGAAAAUGUAGAUGUAGAAAAUAAAGAAGCAGAAAAUGUAGAUGUAGAAAAUACAGAUGUAGAAAAUAUAGAUGUAAAAAAUAAAGAAGCAGAAAAUGUAGAUGUAAAAAAUAAAGAAGCAGAAAAUGUAGAUGUAGAAAAUACAAAUGUAGAAAAUACAGAUGUAGAAAAUAUAGAUGUAAAAAAUAAAGAAGCAGAAAAUGUAGAUGUAGAAAAUAAAGAAGCAGAAAAUGUAGAUGUAGAAAAUACAGAUGUAGAAAAUACAGAUGUAGAAAAUAUAGAUGUAAAAAAUAAAGAAGCAAAAAAUAUAGAUGUAAAAAAUAAAGAAGCAGAAAAUGUAGAUGUAGAAAAUAAAGAAGCAGAAAAUAUAGAUGUAAAAAAUAAAGAAGCAGAAAAUGUAGAUGUAAAAAAUAAAGAAGCAGAAAAUGUAGAUGUAGAAAAUACAGAUGUAGAAAAUAUAGAUGUAAAAAAUAAAGAAGCAGAAAAUGUAGAUGUAAAAAAUAAAGCAGAAAAUGUAGAUGUAAAAAAUAUAGAUGUAAAAAAUAAAGAAGCAGAAAAUGUGGAUGUAAAAAAUAAAGAAGCAGAAAAUGUAGAUGUAAAAAAUAAAGAAGCAAAAAAUAUAGAUGUAGAAAAUACAGAUGUAAAAAAUAUAGAUGUAGAAAAUAAAAACAUAGAUAGAUUAAGUAAUGAACAAAUUGAAUAUUCAAUAAACAGAAAAAUAAAUAAUGAAUAUAUUAAGGAUAUUGAAAAUAUAGCUCAAAACGAAGUUCGAGAAAUAAGCAAAAAUAAAAAAAGUGAAAAUGAUGUUAUCAAUUGUAUAAAUGCAAAAGAAAGCAUAAAUAUAUCAAAUAAUAGUAAUUAUAAAAAAACAGAACUAGCGAAUAAACAUAUUUAUAGUCAAAUGGAAAAUAUAAUAAACAAUGAAAAGGUAUCUAAUAGUAUCAGCGAACAAAGAAGUAUUGAUAAUGCAACAAAAACAGAAAAUGGCUUAAUCUUAAAAGCCUCAAAAAAAUCUUUAUCAGAAAAUAUUCAAAACAAACAAAAUUCAACCAUUAUAACAAAAACAAAGGAUCCAAAUAAAAAUGGUUCUAUUAUAAACAUUUAUCGUUAUUAUGAUCGUGCAAAUGGAAAUAGUUCAGCAAAUAAUUCAUUUGAAAAGGAAGAAAAAACAAAUUUAUGCAUUAAAGGUUCAGAAAAAUUGUCACUUGAAAGAGACGCAAAGUUAUAUUCCAACAUUGAUGAUUCAAAUAAAAGAAAUUCAAGGACAAAUAUUUGCAUAACAAACUCCGAAGACCAUUCAAACGAUAAGGAAUCAAAUAGUGAUGUUUACAUUAAUGGUUCAGAAAAUAGUUCAAGUAAGGAAUCAUCAAAAUUGGGUUCAUAUUUUAAAGGUUCUGAAUAUUCAAUGAGAGAAGAGGAAUCAAGGACAAAUUUACACGUUAAUGAUUCAGAAUAUACAUCAAUUAAAAAAAUGUCACGAAUGGCUUCUUAUAUUAACGGUUCAGAGAAGACACUAAGCAAAAAGGACUUGAAAAUGGCUUCUCAUAUCAAGCCAGAAAAAACAUUAAGUAAAAAGGACUUGAAAAUCAAUUAUCAUAUUAACACGUCAGAAAAAAUACUAAGUGAAAAAAAUUUGGAAAUCGAUUCUAAUAUUAAUAAUUCAGAAAAAACAUUGAACAAAAAAGACUUUAAAAUCGAUUCUAAUAUUAACAAGUCAGAAAAAGCAUUAAGCAAAAAGGGAUUGAAAAUUGAUUCUUACAUUAACAAGCCAGAAAAAACAUUAAGUAAAAAGGGCUUGAAAAUCGAUUCUCAUAUUAACAAGUCAGAAGAAAUACUAAGCGAAAGUGAUACAAAAAGGGAUUGCUACGUAAAAGGCUCGAAAAAUACAUUAAGCGAAAGAUGCUUAAAGAAAGGCUCAUAUAUUAGUGACUUGGAAACAAAUUCGAUUCAUAAAGAAGUGAAAAUGAAUCCUCAUAUUAAUGACUCAAAAGAAGUUGUGAGCGAACAAGUCAGAAAGGAAAAUGCUUUUUUCACAAGUUCUUAUAAAUGCGGGAACGAAAAAAUUUCAAAGGGAAGUAAUAACGAACUUACAAUAAACGAUUUAAAUGAUACACAAUCAGAAAAUAGUGGAUGUGAAGAAAGCUCAAGAAAUUUUAAUAUUAUGAAUAAUUCAGACAAUAUUUUAAAUGAAAAAAAAAAUUAUGAAUUAGAAGACAUUAACAGUUUAAAUGAUCCAAGUAUAAUAGAAUCAUCUGGAAAAAGUUCAAAACAGAUAAAAAAACUAAAAGAAUAUUUUGUAGAUGAAAAUAUAAAUUUAAGCACAUUAAAUGAUUCUAAAAAUAAUAUAAGCGCGGAAACAAAUAAAAAUACAAUAGAAAAUUCGCAACAGCUAAAAAUAUAUGAUUUUAAACAUCUUAAAGAAAAAUAUAAAUUACAAAAAGAAAAGAAAGAACAGGAAUUAAUUCAAUUUCAAAAUAAUUUAAAGAAUGAAUUUAUAGAAUUAAAUGAAAUCAGAAAAAACCAAAAAAAAAGUCUAGAAAAUACCCAAGAAAACUCAACAAAUAAUAUACAAGGAAUUAUAAACAAUACAAAUAAUAAUAAUAAUACAUUAGAAAUAUCAUCACAAAAUUCUAGAAUAAUAUAUGAUCAAGGAAAUAUAGAUAUUGGGACAAAAACAAAACCAUAUGAAUACACAAAGCAUAGUACAAAUACGGAUAUUCUGAAUUUUGAGAAGAAAAAAAUUGACGAAUCUGAAAAUCUUAAAAAGUGGAAGUCUCAUAUAAUAUCAAAGAAAUAUGAAGAGGAUUGGCUAUCGUCAGAUGUCCUUUUAUCAUGUUUUUUGAAUUUUAUUAAAUUAAAAAAGUAUGUAAAUAUAGCUGAAUUGUCUGUUAAGUUCCAGACAACAACUGAGGAUAUAAGAGAAAAACUCGAGGAAUUAGAGACUUUAGACAUGAUAAAUGGGGUUCUUGAUGAAAAAGGGAAUUAUAUUUAUUUAUCACAAGAUGAAAUUAAUAAAUUAUGUUUGGAAAUUCAAACAAAUGGAGAAGUUGAUACCCAUGAAGAUUUUGUGAACAUUUGCAACAAAAUUAUAUCACUAAGUAUUAAUGAAGCGGACAUGAAGAAAUUAAAAGAAGAGGAAGAAAAAAUUAUUAUUGCCAAAACGGAUAUAUUUUGA
Molecule: messenger RNA, 5670 nt
Organism: Plasmodium berghei ANKA
Lineage: Eukaryota; Apicomplexa; Aconoidasida; Haemosporida; Plasmodiidae
Product: DDRGK domain-containing protein, putative
Exons: 6
Coding region: 1-5670 (1889 amino acids)
Source: RefSeq, a predicted model, not a curated record